AGGGGGAGGAGGGAGGGCAGAGCGUCCUCCAUCUUCUGCGAUACCACAGCUUCAGACCUAACACCUGACCAAACGACAAACAUCGGCCAUCAUGGGAGCCGUUCUGGGACUGUGCUCUAUGGCGAGCUGGAUCCCGUGCCUGUGCGGCAGCGCCCCCUGCUUGCUGUGUCGAUGCUGCCCCAGUGGGAAUAACUCCACGGUGACUCGGCUCAUCUACGCCUUCUUCCUGCUGCUGGGAGUGGGUAUCGCCUGCAUUAUGUUGAUGCCUGGCAUGGAGACCCAGCUGAAGAAGAUUCCAGGCUUCUGUGAAGGAGGGAUGGGUUCGUCCAUUCCUGGCGUGGAGGGUCAUGUGAACUGUGACGUGCUGGUUGGCUACAAGGCUGUGUACCGUGUCUGCUUUGGGAUGGCCAUGUUCUUCCUGCUCUUCUCUCUGCUCAUGAUCAAAGUGAAGAGCAGCCAGGACCCCCGAGCCGCGCUGCACAAUGGAUUUUGGUUCUUUAAGUUUGCUGCAGCUGCUGCCAUCACCAUCGGGUCAUUUUUCAUCUCAGAGGGUCCCUUCACUACUGUGUGGUUCUAUGUUGGCAUGGCUGGAGCCUUCUGCUUCAUCCUCAUCCAGCUGGUUCUACUCAUCGACUUUGCCCACUCCUGGAACGAGUCCUGGGUGGAGAAGAUGGAGGAGGGCAACUCUCGCUGCUGGUAUGCAGCUCUGCUAUCCGUCACCACGGUGAACUACCUGCUGUCUUUGGUGUCUCUGGUCAUGUUCUACGUCUACUACACCCACUCUGACGGCUGCACUGAGAACAAGGUCUUCAUCAGCAUCAACAUGCUCCUUUGCUUGGCUGCCUCCGUCUUGUCCAUCCUGCCUCAGAUCCAGGAGUCCCAGCCCAGGUCUGGCCUGUUGCAGUCCUCCCUGGUUACCCUGUACACCAUGUACCUGACCUGGUCUGCCAUGACCAAUGAGCCUGACAGAAAAUGUAACCCGAGUCUUCUGGGUAUUAUUGGGCUGAACAGCACCAGUCCUGCAGGUCGGGACCAAGUGGUUCAGUGGUGGGAUGCCCAGGGAAUUGUGGGAUUGAUCCUCUUCCUCAUGUGUGUCCUCUACUCCAGCAUUCGUAAUUCAUCCAACGCCCAGGUGAACAAGCUGACUCUGACCAGCGACGAGUCGGCUCUGAUCGAGGACGGGCCUCAGAACGACAGCUUCGAGGAGGGUGGCGCUCUCAACAGAGCUGUGGACAAUGAGAAGGACGGCGUCACCUACUCCUACUCUUUCUUCCACUUCAUGCUGUUCCUGGCAUCACUCUACAUCAUGAUGACUCUCACCAACUGGUACAGCCCUGACUCCAACUAUGAGGCCAUGACCAGUAAGUGGCCGUCAGUGUGGGUGAAGAUCUCAUCCAGCUGGAUCUGCAUCGCCCUCUACGUGUGGACACUGGUGGCUCCGCUGGUCCUGGUCAACAGAGACUUUGACUGAAACACACUCAUACACACAUUUAUGCUCACACACACAUUCAUACUCUGCUUCACCUGUGUUUUGUUUCGGCAAAGUCAGUUUAACAGUAGUUAGAUAACCCUGCAUCUGUUCCCGCUGUAAGGGGCGCGGCUGCACUCAGACUGGCUGGAAUAUUUCAGACUUGUUUGUGGCUGUGGCUUGUAUGCACAGACUGCAGGGUAGACGGCUGGAGAGCCAGCAAGAAUGUUUGAAUCUGUCCCGUCCCAGCUCUGACUGCAGCCUGGUCUCGUUCGGUGUACUGUCAUUGUCCCCAUGCUGUUGCCAUUGUAGAUAUAUCCUGUGUAAUCCUUGUGAAUGAUUUUGUUUUUGUUAUAUACAGAAAGCUGCAUGCUUUUCCUUGAGAACUUGAUGUGACAUUCAGUAGCUGUAUAUGAAGCUUUUAUGAGGAUGAUGAUAAUGUUGAUGAUGCUUAAGUUACUGUGGUCACUGUGGGCAGCGACAGAUGAACUUUUGUGGUAAUACACGUGGAAAUGCUGUUACAUGUAAAAUAAGGGAGAAGCUGCUGGGAGAUGGAUUUGAGUUGUGUACAAACAGGACUCCAGCUGUGGCAGGAGAGCAGCUCAUUGUAGUUCACUAACUGGUACCAUUAUCAGGCAUGAGCAUUGCUGUGUAGCAUUGUUUGUGGUAUUACAGUUAUCUGCUGUCAUGUGCUCUACCAGCUGUGUGUUCACCCUGCACACUCCUCAGCACAUACACAACAAAAGCAGCUUCUGAUUUGCAUUGAAUUUUGACUUCAAAUGUAAAAUUGAUUGUUUGAAAACUUCUAGUUAUUUGGUAGUGUUUAGCCUUAGCAUGUAGCUUCUCACAGACUUAGCAGAGAUUGUGGUUAUAUAUUUGUCUGAUUUUCAUCCCUGUGCUUUUAUCCUAAUAUUUUUCUCCUGACAUGUAAAUUGUAACUCGUUUAAUAAAACUGAGGAAAAAGAAGCCAA
Seriola dumerili (greater amberjack) is the source of this 2439-nucleotide messenger RNA. It is a transcript of the gene serinc1, whose product is annotated as serine incorporator 1. The transcript has 10 exons. Gene Ontology annotation, cellular component: membrane. The record is from RefSeq and is a predicted model, not a curated record. NCBI's taxonomy places the organism in Eukaryota, Metazoa, Chordata, Actinopteri, Carangiformes, Carangidae. Bases 92 to 1471 code for a protein of 459 amino acids.